UGGGGGUCAAUAGAGCAUUGCUCACUGGGGCCCCUUCCUGGUGCAUAUUCAUGAUUAGAGCCUUUUGUUAUGGCUGGCCACGAUCUAGGCCCAGAGCAGAACGCGGGGCAAUGUUAAUGUGUAACCAGGGGGCGGGGAGGGUCACUUAACGUUUAAUCAACAGGCUUGAAAUGUUAGGAAGGAAACGUGUUCACGACAGAGGAUUUACAAAGUCAAGGUGAUGCGGACAGUAGAACCAUAACCAACAUCUUCACCUGGGUUCCAGCAGCCUCCAGCCCGGCCUGGAGACGAGCGACGACUUUCUCCUUUCCGCUCCGUGCAUCCCAGAAAACGCCUUCCCGAUUGCACAGCGUCUCUGCCCGACUCUUCAUCCCAGCCCGAGGGAGCCCCCUUGAAGAGGCUAAGAGACCUGGGCCCCUUCUCAUCAGACCAUGGCAACUGGCUCCAUAGCCCUUGGACUGGUGCUGGCUCCCAUGGGAUGGGUCUUGCUGCUGGCAGCCACGGUGACCCCGCAGUGGAGAGAAUUCUCCAGGCGGCCCGGCUUCCCACGGGACGUUUCCUUCAGCGAUGGUCUGUGGGAAAGCUGCGUGGAGGUGAUCGGCGUGCCGGGCAGGGCGUGCCAAGCCAUCCCCCAGGAGACUGCCAUCUCCUGGCCCAUGCAGAUGCUGAGAGCACUCACUGUCAUCUCAAUGCUUACAGGGGUCCUGAGCUACUCUCUAGCCCACGUGGGGGUACGCUGGUGGACAGACCAGCCCAACCCCGAGCUUACGGGAACUGCUGGACUCCUGCUGGUUCUCUCUGGAGCCAUGUAUCUAUGCGCCACAUCUUACAUGGCUUACGAAGUCCUAGAGAACAUGGCCAACCCCCAGACCCCCGCAGGGGACAAGUUCCGGCUCGGGACCUGUCUCUACCUUGGCUGGAGCGGCGGAGUAGCUGAGAUCGUGGCUGGCAUCUGUCUGGCUGUCAAUUUCCAAAGGAAGGAGGAAAGCAGCUCAGGGAAUGUGGCGGCUCCUUAUGAGGUGGAUUACUGAGGGGGGGCUACCAGGAAGCUGGAAGAGGAAACUGAGGGGGUUGGGGACUGUUCUCUGGGGGAUUACAGCUGUCUUUUCCUUGUGCACGGAGUCCAUGUGGGUCUCCCGCUGUAGCUGCUUGAGCAUGACUGUGCCUUUACCCUGCUGCGCUAGGAUCAAGCUGCACAUCUUCAGCCCCGCAGGACUGGCAUUGCUGGUAGCAGGGAUGUACAGGCUGGCCAGGCGGGGAAAAUCAACACCCUCAAUCAAGCUGAUUUUAAAGAUGGGCUGAUGAUCGUCUCCCUAAGGAGGUGUGUCAGGGGCCGUGCCAGCUUUGGGGUUUUACCAGCCUGUAGGUUUGUCUCCCUGAUGCUACUUGAAAACUGCCCCCCCUUCUCCCCCUCAACCAGGGGGAAGGGGCUGAGGGAGGGUGCAGCAGAAGGGGAGUGCACACGUCCAGCUGUGUCACAUCUGUA
This is a messenger RNA of Chelonia mydas (Green sea turtle), 1486 nucleotides long. RefSeq names its product claudin-23. The transcript has a single exon. Bases 432 to 1031 code for a protein of 199 amino acids. Gene Ontology annotation, cellular component: plasma membrane; bicellular tight junction. The record is from RefSeq and is a predicted model, not a curated record. NCBI's taxonomy places the organism in Eukaryota, Metazoa, Chordata, Testudines, Cheloniidae. Gene Ontology annotation, molecular function: structural molecule activity. Gene Ontology annotation, biological process: cell adhesion; bicellular tight junction assembly.